UCUUCCCACCUCCUUUCACCAUUCAAUUUUUCGUCGCCAAUUCCCUAUGGAUUCCGAACGUGCGCCCGAUGGCUACCUGCUCAGUCGUGACCACGUUGAUUGUGAUCGACUCAACCUCCAGCAUAGCCUCUGGACGCAGAUGUUCGGCUACCUGCUCCAUCCUCUCAUCGACACUUCCAACCCGCAUUUGAAAGUGGCCGACCUUGGGACGGGAACGGCAUGUUGGCUCACCGAUCUCUCCGCCCAACUCCCGCCCACCGCGCAACUCGAUGGAUUUGACCUGGAGCUCACGCAAGCGCCGCCGCGGGAAUUCCUCCCCAAGAAUGUGAGCCUGCACGAAUGGGAUAUCUUCUCCGAGGUGCCGGAGCACCUGGUGGGGCAGUAUGAUGUGGUCCAUGUGCGCCUGCUAGUGUUUGUGGUGAAGGGGGAGCCGACGGAGCUCCUCCGCAAAUUUCUCAAGCUCCUCAAACCCGGCGGGUGGCUGCAGUGGGGCGAGCCGGAUGUUCCCUCUAUGCGCCUGGUCAAAGCCGACCCCUCGCUGGCGGAAGAUGGGCUGCGGGAGCUGUUCCAAUUGACGGCAGCGCAGGAUCCACGCCUCAUCCCGCAGUGGCCGGACCAGUUGGGGGCGUAUUUCGGGCGGGAGGGGCUUACCGCAGUGGAAACCCACCGCGUCCAGGCGGCGGCGACCAGGCCGCACCUCGAGUUCGCCAUGCACCAGUGCAAUCUCCUGAUGUACGAGAUGAUUGCCUCGCGGGCGGCCGAAGGGUCCAGGGCCCAACAGAUCCGGGCUUUGAUUCCUCGCGCGGUGGAGGAGUCCAAACGGGGGGCGAUGUACGCCAUGCAUCGAGUGGUGGUGGUGGGGCAGAAGAAACCUUGAUUUUAGGGUUAAUUACACAUGUAAUGUAUUUGCGGCCGAAGAGCAUUGGGAAAUUGACGUGGAGGGGUUCGGGACUCGGGACUUGGGACUCGGGACUCGGGAGUGUAAUGCUCCCUCCAGCAACAGCAGCAGCAGCAGCAGCAGCAGCAGCAAGGUUACAUCGCACUGCAUUAGUCCUGGCCCCCACGAGACUAAUUGAUC
Aspergillus homomorphus CBS 101889 is the source of this 1078-nucleotide messenger RNA. RefSeq lists its product as uncharacterized. NCBI's taxonomy places the organism in Eukaryota, Fungi, Ascomycota, Eurotiomycetes, Eurotiales, Aspergillaceae. The coding region runs from base 47 to 877 and encodes 276 amino acids. The record is from RefSeq and is a predicted model, not a curated record. The transcript is spliced from 4 exons.